Molecule: messenger RNA, 558 nt
Organism: Arctia plantaginis
Lineage: Eukaryota; Metazoa; Arthropoda; Insecta; Lepidoptera; Erebidae
Source: the annotation of a GenBank genome assembly
AUGCUUUUCCAAGUAUCGUGGUUACUCAUAUUCGUUCCCGUUUUAUCGAGCUCCGCGUCUACCCAAGUAGUGUACAAAGUGGGGGUACUCAUGGCCUCCCGCCUUGAUUCCCCCUUCGACCUGGAAAGGUGCGGUCCAGCCGUGGAUUUGGCCUUGGACAAAAUCAACGAGAAGUUUCUCGCACACCACGGAGUUGAACUACAGAAGGUGCAAGGCAGCUACCCAUCGUGCUCCGGUGCUAUAGCACCGGGCCUGGCGGCAGAUAUGCACUUCAAAGAUGACGUCAUUGCAUUCAUCGGGCCCGCUUGCGCUUUCGCCCUAGAACCCGUCGCCAGACUUGCUGCGUACUGGAACACCCCUAUUAUCACUGGAAUGGGAGAUCAGUUUACGAUAGCAUAUAUUAAUGGCGACACCAGACAGAAUAGUUGGGGGGGCGAAAACUUUGAGAAUUCGUUAGUGGAUGAAGAAUCUUGUACUAAAGAAACGACUACAGAGGGUGACAUCGCUGAGAUAGAUAGCCUGCGACCUCGGUUAGUCAGUUUCACGUCAUACACAUAA